AUGCGCCGUCGUUGCGGGGACGCGGGCUUCGCCAUCGGGCCGCCUCAGCCCCGGGGCUGCAUGUCGGUGGGUCGCGUCGGGCAAGGGCCGGCAGGAGUAAGGGCGCGUGAGCGGCGUGGACGCCGGCUGGCCGACUGGGACGGUGCGAUCCUAGCCUUCCACUUCUCUCCACUGGGCGCUGCUCUACUCGGCGAUCUCGGCGCCCUGUGCUCCGCGCCUUUAGCUGAGGCCCCGCCUCAGAGCCUGGGAGCCCCGCCCCUGCCGUCGGGCCCCGCCCCUUACCCAGCCCCGCCGGCCCGCGCCCCAGCCUCACAGCCUUUCGCAGGCAUCCACCCUGGUCCUCGGAUACCCGGGCUUGAGAGUUGCGCGGACCGCGGGGGCAGCCGGAGAACUGAGGUUUCAGCCUCGCCGCGCCUGACCAGAGCUGAAGGCUCCCAGACACCCCCGCACACCCGGUGGGGUGUGCGAACUGCGGCUCUGGGCCAGGCUGUCCCCUGGGAUGAAUGGGACGAGAACAAUGAGACCCCCUUCUCAAGAAGAGUUAAGCUCCCUUCAUCCAUGCCUGAAAGUCGAGUAUUACAGCUGCAUGCCUUAGAACUUGCUCUUGUCCUCGUAGUGCCUGCCCACCACCUGAUCCGGCCCAGAGUCUGGAACUUAGCACCUCGGACAGCUCCUGCAAGGUGCAGGGGCGGCCAGGCCUUCCUUCUCGCGAGUGCAGGAGCCGCGGCCCAGUGGAAGCUCGGGAAUCUCGCGAGAGCAGCUGCUGCAGGCAGAGGUGGCGCGGGCGCGCGAGGAACUGGCCCAAGGCGCGCGCGUGCGCGAGCGCGCGCGUACCCCGCCUCCAGACCCGGAGCGGCUCGCGGCCGGCUCCGAGCCGCAUCGCUAGGUGCAGGGCAGCGCUGUGGCCUUUCCGCAGCCGAACGACAGCGGCGGUUUGAGACAAAGAGGUGUGGACAGGCCGCUGGGCCAGCGGGUGCCAUCAUGUCAGAGAAGGUGAACAACUUCCCACCACUGCCCAAAUUCAUCCCGCUUAAGCCAUGUUUCUACCAAGACUUCGAGGCUGAUAUCCCUCCUCAGCAUCUCAGCAUGACCAAGCGCCUCUACUACCUCUGGAUGCGUGAGUGCUGUGGGGUGGGGGUGUUCCAGAACUGGGGAGCGGGGGAGGGGGAGAAGGUGAACAACUUCCCACCACUGCCCAAAUUCAUCCCGCUUAAGCCAUGUUUCUACCAAGACUUCGAGGCUGAUAUCCCUCCUCAGCAUCUCAGCAUGACCAAGCGCCUCUACUACCUCUGGAUGCGUGACAGGAGCCAUCUCCUCUGUUGCAGGACUGACAGCUCCUUCAGCUUCAUGGCAUUCUUCUUCACCUUCAUGGCCCAGCUGGUCAUCAGCAUCAUCCAGGCUGUGGGCAUCCCAGGCUGGGGUGUCUGCGGCUGGAUCGCCACCAUUUCCUUCUUCGGAACGAACAUUGGCUCAGCAGUGGUGAUGCUCAUUCCCACCAUCAUGUUCACGGUCAUGGCUGUCUUUUCCUUCAUUGCCCUCAGCAUGGUCCAUAAAUUCUACCGGGGCAGCGGGGGUAGUUUCAGCAAAGCUCAGGAGGAGUGGACCACGGGAGCAUGGAAGAACCCUCACGUGCAGCAGGCGGCCCAGAAUGCAGCCAUGGGGGCAGCACAGGGUGCCAUGAAUCAGCCGCAGACUCAAUAUUCUGCCACUCCCAACUACACAUACUCCAAUGAGAUGUGAACCAGUCAAGCCGACCGGGAGCUGGCUGGGGGCCGGUGGGAUGGGGGCUCAAACCACAGGGUCUGUUGUGGUGACCAAGCAGGGUUCCCCCUUCCCUUUUUCUCCUCCCCCACUUUGUACAAAGAAUCAGAGUUAUAUAUAUAUAUAUGUAUAUGUACCACCCCUCCCCCACACCCUCUGGACUCUGUUCUCAGCACCCUGAGAGCUGGGGGCUGCACUCGGAGCUGUCCCGUGCGGCGGUAGUUGUGUCUGUGUCCCCUUGUGAAUAGUGUGCAGUGGAGGUCUCUUGUUGUGGUGCUAGAUGUACGUUUAGAACUAAACCAGCCCCCCACCCUCCAUCAGGCUGCUCCAUUUGACCUCGGCCCUGAGACCCCUCAUGGGGCAAGGGGAGGCAUAGCAGAGAGCCUGACCCCCUCCCAAGGUUAUGAGCUGAAACUGUUUCCAGUUUUGGUCUUCCUGGGAAGCAGCAGUAUUUAGCACUCGUGGGGAUGUUGGUGGGGAGGGUGGAGACCUGCAGGGGAUCUCCCCUUGCUCCUUUGGCUCUGGGUCUCUGCCCUCCCCUCCUACCUCCCACAACCUCCUCCUCCAUUUCUCUCUUCCUGCUUCCUGUGGUCUCUUCGUCUGCCCAGGGCUCCUCUCUUCCUCAUGUGGCAUUUCUUCAUCUUCCUCCAGGCUGAGGGUCCUACUUGUAUCUGCUCUUGAGACUGAAGCCCAUUCUCAGAUCCAGGAAGCAGACAGAGGACAGGGGAGCUGAGCCCUGAGCCCUGAGCCCUGAUGUGGGAGGGCACCUGACCCGCAGGGGAUGGACAUGCAAGGCAGGGUCCUCUCUUCCCUGCCUUGCCUUCUCCUCCUCUACUUCCCAGAGCCCCCUCGAGCCCCUCUGCCUGUGUCCCUCCCCACACUCGCAGCUGCUGUGGCCUGAUUCUCCUGCCCUACCCUGCCCUACCCCUACUAUGUGCUAGGUGAUGUCUGCCAUCCACAGGGGCAGUUUGCACUGCCUUCCCUGAAGAGCUGGGUGGUGUCUGGGCAGUUUUCAGGUGUAAAGGUGCAGCUGUGUGCUUUCUAAGUCAUUUCAGUCAUGUCCGACUCUUUGUGACCUCUUGCGACCAGGCUCCUCUGUCCAUGGGAUUCUCCAGGCAAGAAUACUGGAGUAGGUAACCAUUUCCUACUCCAGGGGAUCUUCCUGACUCAGGUUUCCUGCAUUGGCAGGCAGGUUCUUUACCACUAGCGCCACCUGGGAAGCCCAGAGGUGCAGCUGGAACAAAGGAUCUGUGAAUAAUUACUGGUCUCUGAGUGAUGUCUGGUUGGCCCAAGCCCACUGGGCAGGUGCUGGGUGUCUCUGAAUGACCACUGGAUUCCUGGGAGCAAUAGCUGUUCUGUUUGGGUUUGAAGGGAUAGGCUCAGAGGACUGGUCCUGGAGGGGUGAGUCUUCUCCUCAGAGGAGAAGGUAGGCAGGACCAACUGAGAGGGGAUCAUGCAUCCCCCUGCCCCCACCCCCCCAGCUUGCUCUUGGGCAUAGGGCAAUUCUGGGCACUUGAACUCAAGGCCUAGGAAGAAGCACAGGCCCAACCCUGUGUGCAAGCACAAUAGCUGGAAUGUGAUUUCAGGUUAGGUGGGGUGGGAGGGGAGGUUCUCUGGCUCCUGUUUUUUAUCACAUCGAGAUUACUUGCUCCCCUCUGUUUAUUGGACUUGAUUCUUAGCCCUUCCUCACCCCCAUUAGAACCCCCUUUUCUUUCCAGGACAGUGAUAGAGGACUGUGGGCCUGUUGUGUCCCAGGCAUUGUGAGAAUGUUGUUGGUAGAGGUCCUGGCUCUCUUGGAGGCCUGAAGAGGAGUGGGUUCUUACCCAUGGAGCAGCUGCCCAUUUCUCACUCAUCGCCCCUACCUCCCACCUGGGUGAUUUGGCUUGAAAAACCAAACUCCACCUGGCCACUCUGGGUGGCUCCAACUUAGAACGCAGCAUCUGGAUUUCCAAGAACCAUCUGAGCUUUGAGAUCCAGGUACUUCAUUUUCCUACAAGGGGAACCAGGGCCUCUGGGAAGUUAUCUUCCUAAUGGCCCCUUAGGCUUGGGCCAGAGUGUGAUUGACUCUCUCCUCUACCACUUUCUCUUUGGAAAGAAGUUGUCACAGCCCCUAGUACCCAAAAAGAGACCCUAGGUCUAGGUUCUUCCUUUUCUCUCUCCCCGCCCAGACCUCUGGCUUUCUUUCUCUUCCUCUCUUCGGUAACUCCAGGAGGCCUGUGGUCUAGCUGCCAGCACAGCAUCCUUGACCUGUUGGAUGCUCCCUCCCAUCAGCUUCCUGUCCUACCCGACUUUGCUCUUUCCUGGCUCAGACCUGUAUGGCCAUGCCCUGGCUCUGCCCUUUGGAAGACCUGCUAUACCUGCGUGUGGCCCAGCUUGUCGAGGCCCUGGGAUGCUGCAUCUCCAGGCAUCUAUGCACUUUCCUGGGGAGGGAACCGAACGAGAAGUGGGGGCUGGGCACAGGUUCAUCUCUGCUGGAUGGUCUGGCUUGAGGGUGGGGUGCAGGAAGGCUGAGGUCAGUUCUAAGGUCAGGUCUUUGGCCAGUGACCUGCUUUGCAUUCUGCUGGUGCCCACUGCCCCUCCUUGUUUCUGGGAAACACAGACCAUUCUCCAACUGGCAGUUGACCUGCCUGAGCCAAUGUGUCUGUCUGUGGUAACUGAGUGAAACAUAAUAAAGGGGAACAUUUGACCCUCUG
This is a messenger RNA of Odocoileus virginianus texanus, 4454 nucleotides long. NCBI's taxonomy places the organism in Eukaryota, Metazoa, Chordata, Mammalia, Artiodactyla, Cervidae. The record is from RefSeq and is a predicted model, not a curated record.